Messenger RNA from Megalobrama amblycephala (Wuchang bream), 1614 nucleotides. RefSeq names its product poly (ADP-ribose) polymerase family, member 12b (gene parp12b). NCBI's taxonomy places the organism in Eukaryota, Metazoa, Chordata, Actinopteri, Cypriniformes, Xenocyprididae. The transcript is spliced from 8 exons. The record is from RefSeq and is a predicted model, not a curated record. Gene Ontology annotation, molecular function: metal ion binding. The coding region runs from base 140 to 1471 and encodes 443 amino acids.
UAUUUUGAAAAUAGCUGGCACUGGGUAGGCUACUUGGCAUGAACACAGUUUCCGCUUUCAUUUCUGUAGAAACGCAGAUUAGAAAUCAUAGAAAUACAGAAGCACAGCAGCCCAGCAGUGGUCUCAGUUAUGCGCAGACAUGUCUGGCUACUCUCGGAUCAUACAUCAUGCGACCAGCAUAUUAUGCAGCAAUAAAGGCUCUAUGGAGAUAUCUCAGCUGCACCGGAGGGUCUUCCAGCGCUUUGAGAUAACCGAAGCAGAUUUCUGGUACAUCGUUAAGAAGUGUGCCCGCUUCACAGUGGUCCAGAGCAGCCCUACAACAGAGGAUGGAGAGUCUGACUACAUUGUUGUCGCGAAAACAUCUCUGAGGCUAUGCAAGAAAUAUUCCAAGAAUGAAUGUUACGAGUGUCAGGAUUUACACCUGUGCAAGUAUUUUAUUUAUGGCAACUGCAGAUAUGGGAAAGGAAGGAAGGAGUGUAAAUUCUCCCAUAAUAUCCAGUCGCAACAUAACUAUCCCCUUCUGCGGGAGUGUACGCUUCAUGAACUGAACGAGGAUGAUCUCUUCCUGCUUCUGCUUCAGAACGAUCCUGCCCUACUGCCAGAGGUGUGUGCUCACUACAAUAAAGGCACGGGGCUUUUCGGGGCCUGUACCUUUAUGGAGCGCUGCACUAAGGUGCAUAUUUGUCAGCACUUUGUGCAAGACGACUGCCUGUUCGGCCCCAAGUGCAAACGGCAGCACAGCAUCGACGAGCACAGCCGCAGGAUGCUGGAGGAACGAGGUCUCGGUGGUGACAUAAUCCAUGACCUGCCCUACAUCUACCAGAACGUUUAUCGGCUGAACUCACAAACUCUAAGCAGUGAACUGAUAUCUGAUCAAGGCGUCAAACCGGUCGCUCAGAUGGAGAAGAAUGAAAUCUGUCUGCACUUUAUAAGACGGAAAUGCAAGUUUCAGGACCAGUGUGUUCUUGUCCACUUUAAUCUUCCGUAUAAGUGGGAGGUUUAUGAUGGGAAAAGCUGGAGGGAUUUAAGAAACAUGGAGGAAAUAGAGAAAGCUUACUGCGACCCAAAGAAUGAACACGGUCCAGGCUCGAGACCGGUGGAUUUUGUGUCCAUGACCAGGAACUGUGACCCUGUGCGUCGACUUUCAACAGUCUCUUCCAUCUCUAAACCCGCCCACUACAUCCUGACAACAGAGUGGAUGUGGUACUACAAAGGAGAUCAUGAGAACUGGAUAGAGUAUGGUCAACCGGAUGACAAGGAACGUGUAACAUCUGUAACGUCCCGAGACCUGGAGAAAGCUUUUCAGGAGAACAGCAAUGCAGAAGUUACUGUUAUUAAGGGCAAUAGGCAUUACUAUGUCAGUUUCCAAGAUAUGUAUCAAAGGAACCCCAAACACAACACAAAGAGAAGGGUGCGCAGACGGCCACGCUUUGUGUCUAUCAAUGAGGUGGAAACUAAAGCUUCCCAGUGACAGACCAAACACACAAACACACUCUAUGUUUGCAUACAUGAGGAUAGACAUUCAAAUUAUGAGUUACUGCUUCUGUUUCUUGUUAUUUGGACACACUCACAUGCUCUUAAAGGGAUAGUUCACCCAAAAAUGAAAAUUCUGUC